GAUAAUAGAAAUAUAAAUAGAAGAUAAUAUAAAUAAAAAGAAAAGUGUAGUACCCUACUUACCAUCGAGGGUAGAAUCUGCAGACUACGCGAACAAACCUGUAGUCAAAGCCGCGAAGGGGAGGACCUCGAUGGACUUUGGCGACACUUGGAAUUCGGAUGACCGUCGGAGAGCGCGCGAAUUAAUCGGCGAGUGUAAACAAACCUUGGCGAGCGCGAGCCCCUGGUCUCGGAGCGCGUCGCUCGGCUCGGAUCGGCUCGGACCGGCUCGGCAGAAUGGGGAAGGUCGCGAAGACGCGCAGAGGCAACGGCAGCCGCGGCUCCGAGGCCGCCGAGGCCGGCCGGUGCCCCGAUCAACCGAAGCCCAAGAAGAAGAAACGCAAGAAGGACCUCGAGGAACUCCGACGGAACGCCCUGGAAGCUCGACGGAAAUUACGGAAACGAGCGGCCCCGUUGAAGUCUCGAAAAAGCGGAUUCACCAAAGCCUUGAGCAAGUUCGCUGAUCAACGCCAAGAGAACGAGGAAAAGACUCAGGGAAAGACAAGAGGGAAGAGAGUAACGAAGAAAUCAAUAUGCAGGAAGCUCCUUCCGGAACCGACUGCGAAGCAUUUGGUUGGCAUUUACGAAAGGGGUGCUAUGGGUGACGAGAUUCGACUGCAGACUACAAUAUUGAGCCAGUCGAAUAAGGCACGCCUUAACGAUGACAUCUUGAAGCUCAUCAGUAAAGCUGAUUCCGAGGACAAGAAGUCCGUGGACGAUGUCUUCGAUGGAAAGAAGUCUUCCGAGGAGUGCGACCAAGUCGAUGACCCACCACCCAGAUUUCCGAUUAACAAAGUCAGUCCUGUCUUCGGCCAAGCGAUCAAUAAUUGGAAAAGUAUCGCAGUUGAUAAGAAACGGCAAUCGGAGAGUCCAUUAGCGUCGGAUGUUCAGAAAAAGUUGCGGGAAACUAUCCUACCGAAAUCAAAUGCGCGUGUCGAUGUCCCGAAGGAAAACAAAUGCAGAAGAAAACUCUUCGACGAUGAUGGAGAUAAGUUUCCAUCGUUGGAUUCAUCCGCUGUUGACGAAAUUCGAUUCUCCCCUGGUGUCUCUUCCGGGAGCGCGCUUGACACUAUCACAGAGGAAUCGCCGAAUAAUAGUACACACCUGGAAGAGCAAGAUGAUGAGAAAAAAAGAGGCCCAGAGUUCCAAAACAUCGGAUGGGCGCCUACGGUUCGAUACGAAGAUCUCUGUGCUACAAUUUGCAAGGAGAACUUCGAGGACUGCCGCUAUGACUUCCCACAUUCAGAUCCGGUAAACAAUGCCAAACGUGCCCUUCUAGGAGUUUAUGCCGACUCCUAUCGACACAAUUUGCUGUGCAAAAAGUCCAGAACUGCGGCGAGGAACAUUCAAGAGAAACCUUACGGAAGGUACGAAUCAUCAGAUUGCGAGGAGGUCGACUUUGAGGUUCAAGCUUGCACUCGUGGGAUCACCGACGAACUUGAUGAUGUCUGCACCUUGACGAGCUCCAUGCUUCACACCACGGAUGCAAAACGCUCGCCUGCCGGGAAAGCGAAGGAAAACGAUUUGAUGUCCUCGUUACGGGUGAACAUCGACGAGGAACACACAUUUGGUGAGAAGGCGUCGACGACUAGCGCCGAUGUCGAGGAAGUCACUGAUAGGCGAAAGCGAAAGAGGACGAGCAAGAACAAAUUCAACAAAUGUGCCUUUGUAUACGAUGGCUCGUGCGAAGGAUCACCAGGAGUCGGGAGGAGCUUGGAGAACCUCGAGGCUGCCAGAGAUGGUCAUCUUUCCAUGGAGCUUGAUCCUCUAACUCUGCGGUUCCUGGACGACGUGAAGAAGAAGAUGGACGACAACGAGAGGAAGUCGGUAUUUCCUAAAGAGGUCUUGCCCUCUCCACCUCCGGAGAGAAACCCGACAAAGCGUUACUUGGGGGACCCCCUGCGCAGACAUCUGGUGAACCAUCAGGUACCGAGCAGCAGUCGCGCUAAUGAGAAAGCGGAGCUUUUCAUCGAAGAGGCCAGCUUGGAUAUGCACCGGCGACGCCGAAUGCCGAAGAGCUUAGCUAUGAAGUCCUCUAAAAGGCACCUCCCUGCGAUACUUCGGCGAAGCGGGAACCGGGGAUUCUCCAGAAAGGCGGCUGUCUCUGACCCGGUUGAACAUUUCUUUAACGAUGAACUGGAACACUCGGCCGCGUCCGUCAACGUCAACGAGGUGCGCGACGUUGAUGUCGAACGGAAUCAGAUAACAAAGGAACGGGAAACUUCCUCGGUGAACCUGCAGACACCGAGCGUCAUAAACGAGAUAUUUAGACGCAACAAUCCUGCCCUGAAGUCCAAGGUACACUUCAUGAAGGCGAAAUACAGAGUUAACACCAGGAGCGCCCACAACAGCGCCAAUGCGCUGGAACUAAUUAAGAAGAUCCGCAGCGAUCCAACCUCCGGUUUCCUCAACUUGCUAAAUAGCCCAUCCUCCAGGAAUCGUUUCUCCAACUCUUCGGAAAUUGAAGACAUAAGAUUGAACAAUUUCCAGAACGACUCGAGGAACCUAUUCAGUAGGAACAAUUCGAACCGACAAAAUCAUUCGAGUAGAACUUCCUAUGAAUCCGGAGAAUCGUCCGAUCGAAGAAGCUCCAAAGAAAAUUUUUCCAUUGAUUUUGGAAACGUCACCAAUACGACACAUCAUAACGAACUAUACAAACUGUUGACUAGAGAUAAAGACAAACACCAGGAUCGGGAAUCAUCACGACAGCCGAAAGAACCUGCAGCGCACGUCAGGUUUCAGGAUCAUGCCCCACAAAAUCGCCCAAAGAACCCACGGAGAUCUACAAUGAAUUACGUGCAUCAACAGACCUUCCAAACUUCGCCUAUUGAAAAUAUCCCAACCCCACAAAUAGUACGAGACGCUGACUUGUCUAGGGAAAAUGUGCUAAUCCCAAAUGGAGUGCACAAGAGCUAUCAACGUGUUCCGGAGUCCAAGCCCUCUAGUAUCUCAAAUUUUCUGGAAAAUGAGACUAAAGUCGAUUUAGUUAGCGCCAAAAAGCCGCAGGUCCACGUGGUAACCUUCGAACCGAAGCAGGACGGACAUCUUCAAGCUACCCGAAACCCAACCUAUCAGCAGCAACAUAAUCAGCACCAACCCCAAAACAAUCAUCAAGUGCAACCCAAUCUAAACCAUCAGAAUUUCAUCCAAUCUCAUAGUUCUUAUAUGCCCCAACAUUAUAGAAACACGUGCUUGCAGCCACCUCACAGUUCCCACCAAAAAGGGCCUUCAGGACACAAUGCUACCGUGAAGGUGGAGGAGGAACAGAAUGUGCGCAGGUAUCCGGUCUACAUAAGUGCUGGUGGUCGACAUGGAGUAGGGCAAAAUGUACAAACUAGGCGGAUGAAUGUGGAUGAACAUCAGGGUCCUAGUCACGGUCAUGAACAACGUCAUAUGUUCGUCCAAGCUUCCCAACCCAAGGUAAUCUUCGUGUCUAAUCAUGUAGCGCAAUAUGAUGGCAGAAUUAUUCAUAAGGAAGACCUCCAGGUACACAAGCAAUUCGUGAACGUUACCGACAUGCGUCAUGAAGGUGCGAAUGUCUCGGGAAUCGCGUUCCAGACUUGCCAGGGGUCAACCUCUCAUUAUGGCCAGGCAACAUCAGCGAUAUACGAGAACGAAGUUCAUCAGGAACGGAACCUACCAGCUGGUGGUCAGUUUAUUCCUCAAAAUAGUGGUCAAAACCUUCGGUAUACGGAGAACUUCUGCCAAGGUGUCCCUAAUGAGGUAACCAACGCUGGAGGGAAGUCUGCGAUGUUCCACGAAGGACCUCCAGGGAGGAAAUUAGCUGAUGAUGUGACCCAAUGGGUCAAGCAAAAUUGUACCGUGGUACCGAAAGAGUUCCCCUUUGGGAGUGACGGGAAUUGCUCGAGAACUGCUCAGGACUUGGGGAAUCAAUCACAAGGGCGAAUGCAAUAUGUUGAAAGUAUGCCUGACCAGGGUAACGCUUUCCCUAUGAAGAUUCAACUCGCUGAUGGGCGCGUGGGUAUCUUUAUACCCAAAGGAUGCGCCAUUCAAAAUGUUGCUCAGCAGCAAGCCUCGGAGAGUAAGUGCAACGUGAUCAUCCCCGAGAAUGGUAGCACGGAGAAAUUCGGAUUCAGUGUCCCGUAUCCACAGGCUGGAUGCAAUUGGAAUCAGAUGUACAACGGAGCUGACACGUAUCAGUAACAACAUUCUCGGUAUAUUAUCCCCAAUGGCUAAUAUUCGCCUAAUAUUUAAGCGCGAAUUAUGUAUCAUAAGUUAAUAGUCGCUUGGAAUCAUGCAAAUGUAAUAUUCGUAUUAGGAAUCGCACUUUCGUAGUAAUAAGGAAAGGCCGGCGGAGGACGCCUGCGAAGUAUAUAAUUUAUUUCUUAAAAUUUAUUUCGUUACACAUUUGUAAGAGAUUAAUUUGUCAUUAUACAUUUCUGUAGAGUACCGAAAACCUCGGUAAGAUACGGGAGUAUAUUAUUAGUGAAAUCGAAAUUCUAAUAAAAUAAUUCUGUUGAACGAAA
Messenger RNA from Orussus abietinus, 4525 nucleotides. RefSeq lists its product as uncharacterized. The transcript has 12 exons. The record is from RefSeq and is a predicted model, not a curated record. NCBI's taxonomy places the organism in Eukaryota, Metazoa, Arthropoda, Insecta, Hymenoptera, Orussidae. The coding region runs from base 276 to 4202 and encodes 1308 amino acids.